Messenger RNA from Neofelis nebulosa (Clouded leopard), 8785 nucleotides. RefSeq names its product phosphate regulating endopeptidase X-linked (gene PHEX). Gene Ontology annotation, cellular component: plasma membrane. The record is from RefSeq and is a predicted model, not a curated record. The transcript has 22 exons. NCBI's taxonomy places the organism in Eukaryota, Metazoa, Chordata, Mammalia, Carnivora, Felidae. Gene Ontology annotation, molecular function: metalloendopeptidase activity. Gene Ontology annotation, biological process: protein processing. The coding region runs from base 3310 to 5559 and encodes 749 amino acids.
UAAUACAGUUUUAGACAAAGACACAUUGACCAAUUUCCCUAACACGACAGCUUGUAUUCAGAGAACAUCAAAUGGAACGGUUUUGAGAAGCCGGCCGAGUGCGAGUGAACAUUCUGCUUUCUGUAUGUGUGCCACAUAGGUAGUAUCUUCUAUUGCUCUUUAGUCCAUGGUUUCCGUAAAGGGCCAGAGAGUAAAUAAGCUUCAUGGGUCAUAUCUGUGUUGCAGAGCGACUCAACUCUGACCUUGUAGCAUGAAAGCCAUCGUAGACAGUAUGUAACUGAAUGGGGGUGACUUUAUUUCAUAAAACUUUAUUUACAAAAAUAGGCAAUGGGCCCGAUUUGGCCCAUGUGCCCUAGUUUGCAAACCCUUGCUUUUGUCUCUUGUAAGCACUCAUUAUAUUUCUCUGUACUUUGAACUUCUUUAUUUUGCUAUAAUUUUUUUUCUGAGCUACAACUUUUUUCUUUUCUCUUUAAGAUUUUUUAAAAAGUAAUUUCUAUACCCAAUGCGGGGCUUGAACCCACAACCCUGAGAUCAUGAGUAGCAAGCUCCACUGACUGAGCCAGCCAGGCACCCCGUCUGUGCUACAAAUGUGUUUUUCAAUGUAGUUUGAGUGAAAGAUAAUUGACAUCUCCCAAAAGGUAGAAAAAUUAAUGCAGAAAAUGGCACAGAAUGAAGACUGCACCUUCUAAUGGGUGAUUCACUGGCACCAUUUCUCCUACCAAUCCUCACCCACUCUCAAGUCUUCCUUAUUCUUUGGUGAGUAAAAUAAAACUUCAUUUCUUGCAUUACAUGAACAAACUAUUUUCAACACUGCACAAGUUAUUACUUUUAUAGGCUUGUUUUCAUUGUUGAGUUAAUACAUUUUCUUUCCGCAUUUGCACAUCUUAGUUUGGGAUGGACUGCAUCGUAGUUUUCCUAUUACAAUUAACGGAAGUAUUUUUUGGUUUAAUGGCUUUUCACUUUGCAAUUGAGAGUUCAGGAAUGAUUUCAUGUGGUUAAGUGAUGGAUAGGUGUAGAUCAGGGUAAGUCCCCAUUGCCCUCACCUCUGGGGAAAUCACCAUUCCAAGGUGGGUGAAGGCUACCCCAGCCGGCAACCAGCAGCCACCACUGCAUGCUAGUCUGGACCCAGAAGGUGUGAGGAGACUUAGAGAAGAAAGGAAAGCUGGAGGAGGUGGGUCCUGGUGUCACGUUUGUGUGUAUGGCCUCUCCCACGUGCACAGGGACCUCUCUCAAGCAGGCAAACAGUGUAUGGCAGUGAUCCUCUCUCCCCACCUUCCCCUUUCCUGAGUUUGCUAUGCUGCUUGAGGCUGAUCCUUGGGUCUCAGUGUUGUCAUUUGCAAACCAGAGAUAAAAAAAAAAAUACCUUUGCCAUCAAGCACGUAAGUUUACCAUGAAGUUAAAAUGGGAUAUGAAAGUGCUACACCUAGGUGAUGUAUCGUUAUCAUUUGAGCAUUUAGAAGGAAUUGGGAGCCUGAGAGACCCCCAGACACUAACAUCUGAGUUUCCUCAAGCUGCUUUUUAAGAGUGAAUGCCUGGAGCUAACUUGCCUGAUUUUCCUUGUUCUUAUUUCUCCCUUCACUGCUAUGGGCCAUGGGCUGUAGGUGCUGGGGCUGUAGCAUUGAACUUGAUGGACAUGAUUCCUGACUUCAUGGAGCUCACAGUCUUAAGAAGUACUAUGGAGUCAAGUCCAAAAACUCUUCUGAGAAUCCCAUCCUAGGAGCCAAAGGCCUGCUAAGAUGUGUAUGGUGUAACAGCAACAAAAUAACAUCAACAGCUAAUGAGCACAUAAUAUCUACAAUAUACUGUGAUGUCAUAAUUUGGACAAACGCUUAUGCUUUUCUGGCUUUGGAGCAACAUGAAAUGAGCAGAAAGUAAGGUAGGAUGUGCUUUGGAAUAAACCUCAGAAGAAUCCCAUGCUAAGGAUCUAAGACCUGACCAAGACCAGCCGGAUAGGACCAUGAACACGUGGCCAUGUUAUACUGGGCUCAACAGCGUCUGCUAGCUCUGGUGUGACACACAAGGCCAUGGGCACAAGUUUUGCAUGACAACUGUGCUCUACUGGUUUUCAGACUGAGCCUCCAUCCCCACCCCCACUGUCCUAUGACCUAUAGUGAAACAAAAGCAGAUAAGUAGUAAUUGUGUUGAGAAUUAAUGAUAUUUGUAUCACUGGAUAAUAAAAUCGGUAGCAUUUCAAUAGCAUUGGGAUCUCAGUUGCCCUUCCCCAUGAAGAAAGCAGAUUGUCAUAAUUUAAAUUGUUAGCAUAAUUAAAGAAAUCAAAGACCCAGUCAUUAACUGAGUCUUUCCAGAGAAACAAAUUGCCUUUGAUUUUAUCCUGCAGAAUCUGCUGAAAUGGGCAUUUUAUGUAAACACAAAACUAUGAACCAAUGGCUCCCUCCAUGGGACUGGAGGACAAAAUACCUGGGGGCACUUUCCAUCAAAACACGCAGGGAAGCAAAAAUCUUUUACCAUCUCUUCUGUGGUUGCUAAUAAGCUGAAUUCGAUCACUUACCCGCGUUCUGUACAAUUCCUAGCACCACAGAGAGGAAAUGCUUUUUCCUUUUCCUUAAAAAAAAUUCCAGUCAAAACCAUCAGCCUCCGUAGGUUGUCUUAAUUGCUACUUUGCACUGCACUGGACUGUGACUCUGAUUUUUGGCACAUGCCGUCAUACACAAAGUUCCUAAAAUAAAAUGCUCCAGGAUAUCCCAGGAACUCUUAGAGGGCUUUAAAAAGGGACUUGCACACAGAAACAAUAUCUUUGAUGGAGACAAUUCAGGCGAGCAGAAUGAUUAUUGCAAAAGAAUUACGUGAUUCAUUGAGACCUUAAAGUGGGUCCGGAGAAUCCUUGCCACCUAACUUAUCAUGGUUUGGAAGAGUUUGAUGAGAAUCCAGUUUUGAUAAAGACAAUUGUUUUUUCCUCCCCAAGUGACUAUACAUUUAAAUAGCUAAAACAUCUGUUCAGCAGCAUAGUAAAACAUGUACACUCAGAACGCCUGAGAGAAGAGCCUGCCAAACAAUCGGUUGAGAGGGACUUUGCUGGGGGGAGAGCCCCAAGAUAAAGCAACCACUGUUUGUUUUGUCUGGUCAGGGGGAAAGCCAAGGCAACCAAUAUUUUGGGUUUCUUUUAUUUCAUUUGUGAAGAAAUAUUUCAGAAAGGGUGGCGAGGGAAGAUUUUCUGACGGGAUUUUUUAAAGCUGUCUUUUAGUAGAAGAGCAAGAGAACCUUGGAUGUCAACGCCUCACAGGUUCUUGAGACCAGCCACCAAACCACAAAAAGUGACUUUCUCUUCGCGUGGCCUCUACGUCCCUCCUGAUGGAAGCAGAAAUGGGGAGCAGCACGGAGCCUGGAAAAACAGCCAACAGAGGUACUCGAAUCGCCCUGGUUGUGUUCAUUGGUGGCACUCUGGUGCUGGGCACGAUCCUCUUUCUAGUGAGUCAAGGUUUCUUAAGUCUCCAAGCUAAACAGGAGUACUGCCUGAAGCCGGAAUGCAUCGAAGCUGCUGCUGCUAUCUUGAGUAAGGUAAAUCUCUCUGUGGACCCUUGUGAUAAUUUCUUCCGGUUCGCUUGUGAUGGCUGGAUACAGAAUAAUCCAAUUCCUGAAGAUAUGCCAAGCUAUGGGGUUUACCCUUGGCUGAGACAUAACGUUGACCUCAAGUUGAAGGCACUUUUGGAGAAAUCUAUCAGUAGAAGGCGGGACACCGAAGCCAUACAGAAAGCCAAAAUCCUUUAUUCAUCUUGCAUGAAUGAGAAAGCGAUCGAAAGAGCAGAUGCCAAACCAUUGCUCCACAUCCUGCGGCAUUCACCUUUCCGCUGGCCUGUGCUCGAGUCUAAUAUUGGUCCUGAGGGAGUGUGGUCAGAGAGAAAGUUCAGUCUUUUGCAUACCCUUGCAACAUUUCGUGGUCAGUACAGCAAUUCUGUGUUCAUCCGACUGUAUGUGUCCCCUGAUGACAAGGCAUCCAACGAACAUAUCUUGAAGCUGGACCAAGCAACUCUCUCCCUAGCUGUGAGGGAAGAUUACCUCGAUAAUAGCACAGAAGCCAAGUCUUAUCGGGAUGCCCUUUACAAGUUCAUGGUGGAUACUGCUGUGCUUUUGGGAGCUAAUAGCUCCCGAGCGGAGCAUGACAUGAAGUCAGUGCUUAGACUGGAAAUUAAGAUAGCCGAGAUAAUGAUUCCACAUGAAAACCGAACCAGUGAGGCCAUGUAUAACAAAAUGAACAUUUCCCAGCUGAGUGCUAUGAUUCCUCAGUUUGACUGGCUGGGCUACAUCAAGAAGGUCAUCGAUUCUAGACUCUACCCGGGUCUGAAAGACAUUGACCCUUCAGAGAACGUGGUUGUCCGUGUCCCGCAGUACUUUAAGGAUUUGUUUAGGAUAUUAGGCUCUGAGCGGAAGAAGACCAUUGCCAACUAUUUGGUGUGGAGGAUGGUUUACUCCAGAAUUCCAAACCUUAGCAGGCGCUUUCAGUAUAGAUGGCUUGAAUUCUCGCGGGUAAUUCAGGGGACCACGACUUUGUUGCCUCAGUGGGACAAAUGUGUAAACUUUAUCGAAAGUGCCCUCCCUUAUGUUGUUGGAAAAAUGUUUGUGGAUGUGCACUUCAAGGAAGAUAAGAAGGAAAUGAUGGAGGAAUUGAUUGAGGGUGUUCGCUGGGCCUUUAUUGACAUGCUGGAGAAAGAAAAUGAGUGGAUGGAUGCAGGGACAAAAAGGAAAGCCAAAGAAAAGGCAAGAGCUGUUUUGGCAAAAGUUGGCUAUCCUGAGUUUAUAAUGAAUGAUACUUAUGUUAAUGAAGACCUCAAAGCAAUCAAGUUUUCAGAAUCCGACUACUUUGGCAAUGUCCUGCAAACCCGCAAGUAUUUAGCACAGUCUGAUUUCUUCUGGCUGAGAAAAGCGGUUCCAAAAACAGAGUGGUUUACGAAUCCCACGACCGUCAAUGCCUUCUACAGUGCAUCCACCAACCAGAUUCGAUUUCCAGCAGGAGAGCUGCAGAAGCCUUUUUUUUGGGGAACGGAAUAUCCUCGAUCUCUGAGUUAUGGAGCUAUAGGAGUAAUAGUUGGACAUGAAUUUACACAUGGAUUUGAUAAUAAUGGUAGAAAAUAUGAUAAAAAUGGAAACCUGGAUCCUUGGUGGUCUACUGACUCAGAAGAAAAGUUUAAAGAAAAAACAAAGUGCAUGGUUAACCAAUAUAGCAACUAUUAUUGGCGGAAAGCUGGCUUAAAUGUGAAGGGGAAGAGGACCCUGGGAGAAAAUAUUGCUGAUAAUGGAGGUCUGCGGGAAGCUUUUAGGGCUUACCGGAAAUGGAUAAAUGACAAGAGGCAGGGACUUGAGGAGCCUCUCCUACCAGGCAUCACAUUCACCAACAACCAGCUCUUCUUCCUGAGUUAUGCUCAUGUGAGGUGCAAUUCCUAUAGACCAGAAGCUGCCCGAGAACAAGUCCAAAUUGGUGCUCACAGUCCCCCUCAGUUUAGGGUCAAUGGUGCAAUUAGCAACUUUGAAGAGUUCCAGAAAGCCUUUAACUGUCCAUCCAAUUCCACGAUGAACAGAGGCGUGGACUCCUGCCGACUCUGGUAGCCAGGCCGCUGGUGUAGGCCAUCCUGGGAGCCGUGUAGCGCCAGGAGGGGCCACACCGAACACUCAUCGCCACCGCUUUUGGCCUCUGUUCCCCUGAGGACUCCUAUUUUUAAUGCAUCUUCAUUAUUUGUGUGCUGCUUGGAUGUGAACAGUAUUCAAAUUGUAGGGCUUAAAAAAAGGGAAUAGAAGAAGUGAACCAAGUAUGUUUCUUUAGAAAACCAAACCAAAAAAUAAAAUAAAAUAAAUCCCUAGGCUACUUUUGUUAAAAUAUUAUCUGCUGAAUUGUCGCUUUUGUCCAUUUUAGUGUAAACAGCUAAGUGGUACACACUAUUUUAAUCUACAGGUUUGCAGAGAGCCUAAGUAGAAUGUAUCCAGAAAAGAAAUUCAGUCUAUGCAUUUUGUACCCCUCCAUGAUGAGGACAUGUUCCUGGAUACCUGGUCGGUCUUACUGCUCUGUAGAAUGCAGUACUAGAUUUUAUGUAUUAUCAUUCAUAGCAUUUAUUUACUCUAUGGUAGUUAGGUUAGAAAUAUGUUGGAGCUUCAUUUUACAAUUUUUGAUGAAAUUUUUGCCUUCAUCUUUGAGGUCUGUUGGGUUGCAAAUGCCUCACAGCUUCUGUCUGACGUAGCUGAUUGCCCUGUUCAACUCGGCAUGAACAGAGCUGGCCAAAAGGCUACUUGAGAAAGGGUUUCAGUUUCUCAAAUAGAAAAAAGAAAAACAGAUGUGUUUUUAAGGCCCAGAAGAAGUCAAAACUCCUACUCACUAGGAGAUGAAAUCUCCAAAAUUGGAUCUAUUCUGCCCAAACCUCAGUGAUUAUGUCUGUGUGCUGGGCACUUCUUCAGUCCAAUUCCUGUUUAUCUUGUUACCCUCAUAUAUGUGCAUUCUUCUGUUUCUGAAAUGAGCAGGCACUGAGAAAAUGAUUUUCUAAUUCUCCAGUAAGAAUGUAUGGCUUCCAUUCCCCCUUUAGGCGACCAGAUACCACUUCUCUUUUGGCUCAGUUAACAUGACCUCUCUUUGAAAAAAGCGUUUUGAAAAAUUUCUUGAUUGGAGACAUUUUAAACUCUAUUGAUUGAUUUAAAAAUUCCUCACAUGUCCAAAGGAAGAUAAUUUUUUCUGUUCAAGUCUUCUAAAGAGUCUGUAAGGAAGAGCAGUGCUGGGUUUUUGAGCCUCAGAACUUUAUCCUUUCCGGUGAACCCCUCCAUGUCUUAUUAGCGUGUGUAGGGGAAAAUCUUAAUGGCCUUACAGUGGUUACCUGGCAUUUCCAGUUUCUUAAAAUAGCCAUCCUCCCCUUACAUUAUUCAUUGUGUAUGUGGUUUGGCGUUAAGUAGGCCAAUAGGAAAAAUUUCAGAAGCAAAACGACAAACUCAGACUAACCGUAGGAGACCAUUUUGCAUCCCUGUGAUUUGUUUUCCUUCUUCUUCUUUUUUUUUUUUUAAAUGUACGUGUGUGCCAUGUCCUUUUGUAAACAUGGGAACUUCCAAAGGGACAAAAAUGCAGGGGCACCACCAUGAGGAAAACAAUUACCUGUGUUGUUAGUCAGAGGACAGUGAUAUUCCCCUUGAUUUGCUCCUCUCUAAAUGAAUAAACUUUGGAAGGGCAGCUACCUUUUCCUCCUCUUAACCAAGGCUUAAUGUGACCUUAAUGUGACUUAUUUUUAAAAAACAAGUGCUGUUAGGUUAGGGGUGCUGGAAUUGUACAGGCGUUUUCUCUGGAGGAGCCAUUCUGAUUUGCUUUAGACAUACAAGAUACUCCUUGUUUUAUCCCUCUCCUUGGACAUUUAGAAGCCACCGAGGUUUGUUAUGCUGGUAUGAAUAGCAUUUUCCUUCUAGAUUUCUCUUUUUAAACUCCCAAUAAACACAUUUCUGCAGGUCAGAGAAAGUGACUAGAAUUAUGACUUUGGAAGUGGGAAUCAUGCAGUCAGUUGUCAGUUGAGGAAGACUAGUUAGUGAUCGGUUUGGGCCCUAUAGUUUCUAAAUGAUGUGGCUACUUUGUCCUGAUUAACUUUAUGUGCUGUAACUCAGUUAUACUGAAAGUUGUAGAUACGAGGGCCAUUAUUAAAACAAGAUAAACCCAAAGCAGGAGUACCAAGUCAUCGCUACAAGCUACAACAGUUUUCUGGUAGGAUUGGAUUUCCACAUACAUGCUCAAGUUUAAAUUUUCGAUUAUACUCUUGUUACUUCUCUUCAAUACAGGUUGCUAAAGGAAGCAGACACUGAUUAAGUCCUAGAGGGAAGAAGGGAAAACCCACCUGGAAAGAAAGGUAAAAAAAAUUAAAGUAGGGAGAAGUUGGCCUCAGAAUGUGAUUAGGAAGAGAAGACAGGAUUUGGGCAAUCCUUGCUAAGCAUAUCCAUUGGAGUCGAGCCAUCAAGUUUUACAAAAAUAAUUAUGGUAAAUUAAAAGGAAAUUAGAUAUUGGAUCACAUACUAGGACUGCCAUAACAGACUUUCCUGAUUCAUAUACCAGAUGUUCUACCAGUGAACUAUUGUCUGUGUGUUGGAAGGAGUUUUGGGAAAUUCUCCCAGAUUAGUCGAGGAUUUUGUGUAAAUAAAGUGGUAUUUGAGCUUAUCACCAUUGCCUAAAGUUUGUUGAGCUUUUCACCAACCAUACAGCAUUGGCCUCCUAUUUCCAUUUUUUCCUUUUAUGAGACAGACUUGGACAUGACUAAUGCAAGCUCGGAUUCGUAAAUUAUCCUGAAGUUUAUUCAGUGCCUUUCCUCAAUGGAGCUGAAAGCAUAGCACAUAAAUUUUAUCUUAUUUAGCCCUGGAGCAUCGCUAAGAAGCAACAAGGAAUGCCGGCUUGCUGCACAGGUUAUGCUCGUGCCAGGGAAGUGGAGAGAGGUUUGAAAUUGCUUGUCAAGUAUCCCAGGAUCAGGAAAGGCAGAGUCUUUGCUCUUUGGGCAGCUGACCUCUGCAUUAACCUUCAUCCCUUAGAUGACCUCAUUUCUAAAUACAUUUAUUCUCUCAGUAUUUGUGCAGUCACUUAGCAUUUGAUGGGGCUUCUUCCUUGAUAUUUCUAACAUAAUGUUUCAAUUGCAUAUUAAGCUAAUGAAGAAUACAUGAUUGUUUCAUCAGCAACAUUUUCCUCACCCGUGGCAGUGCCCCCGCUGGUUUGAAGGAAGGUAUUCUUGGAUUAUGCAUUUUAUAUCUAAAUGGUCAUUGUAUUUUCUUCUCUGACUUGUAAAACAAUGUGAACGAUCAUUUUAAGGACAAUAAAAAGUUGAAGAUUUUC